AUGAUAGAAACUAUGAACAAAAGUUAUGCAAAGAUAGGGAUAACAGCCAUCCUAAAACUUUGUUUCAGUCAGUACUGGACAACAAACUUAGCUAAGAUAUGUGUAUUGAGGACGUAUGCUCCUGUUGUGACACUCCCAGUUGCCAUUAUAAUUGGAGCAGUUGGGUACACGUUAGAGAAUAGGUUGUCACGAAAGACUACUCCAAGUAUUGAAAGUGUUGAAGAAAGAAGAAGAAAGCGGCAGUUACAACUAGGCAAAGUUCUAAUCUCUCCAGAACCUAUCGAAGACCCCAGCACGAUAAUGCCAAGAACGAUACUUGACAGAAAUUUGUCUCCAUCUUUGAUGGACACUGAAGACUGACUAGACUAAGUAGAUAAUCUUGCAAUUUUUAUAUAGGUAGGAAAUAAGUCUGUACAUGAUAUUUUUUUGGUUUAUAUUUAAAGUAGAUCGUAGUAUUCCUUUCCUUCUUUUUUUUUUAAAGGAAAGACUAAUCACCUCCCACUAGUCAUUUUUUUAUUGAUUAAAACAUUUUUUGUGUGUUAGGAUUAACUUAGAAUCAGAAUCAGAAGGCAUUAUUCUUGAACGUAGAUUACAGAAUUUGUGUCAAUAAACAUUACAAUAAUUAAUGUACAAAAAACGUAAUGCUGGACAAUUCAUUACAGUAGUAUAAUCAAUAUAGGAUUUUCUUAGUAAUAAGUUGCUUAAAAAAAUUAUAUAUCGGUAAACAUGAACAACAGUGUUUGGCUCUGGCGUUAACAAUAAAGAAAUAAAGAGAUGAAGAAAUAAACAUAAUAUCUGUCAGAUAGAUUUCAAAAGAAAUAUUGUAUGAUUAUAGAUAAAUCAUGUUGAUUUAAAUUGAGUGAUAAUGGUACAAUUAAAAAAAUAUUUUUAUUGUUUUUUUUUUUUGUAUAAUGGUUUUUAUUUAUUUUGAAUAGUUCUGUUUCAAAUUGAUUAGUGCAAAUAUUAUUGAUUUAUUUUAAUGCAUGAAUUAUAGUAAAAUGUUAUGUAAAUUUA
Molecule: messenger RNA, 1014 nt
Organism: Homalodisca vitripennis (glassy-winged sharpshooter)
Lineage: Eukaryota; Metazoa; Arthropoda; Insecta; Hemiptera; Cicadellidae
Product: small integral membrane protein 12
Exons: 4
Coding region: 1-360 (119 amino acids)
Source: RefSeq, a predicted model, not a curated record